Molecule: messenger RNA, 1986 nt
Organism: Formica exsecta
Lineage: Eukaryota; Metazoa; Arthropoda; Insecta; Hymenoptera; Formicidae
Product: chromobox protein homolog 3-like
Exons: 5
Coding region: 673-1647 (324 amino acids)
Biological process (GO): chromatin organization; negative regulation of transcription by RNA polymerase II
Cellular component (GO): pericentric heterochromatin
Molecular function (GO): chromatin binding
Source: RefSeq, a predicted model, not a curated record
GAAGUUUGUGAAAUAUUAUCGAUCGCCUAAUAUAUCGAUGUCGUAUUCAAACUACUCCAUUGUUUCCGGUAAUAUUCAUAGUCAAUAUGGCCGCUUCGUGCAGAGGCUAGUAACGGUAGGAGACGUCGUUAGAGAGUAUCGACCCCAUAAUUAAACCGGAUUAAUCGGCGAAAUUGCACUGGAUCGACAUUGAAAAGAUCGCCAUUGCCAGAAUUUAUUAUUACAUAUGGUAUAGUGCAUGUUCACGCAUGCGCGUGAAAGAGAGGAUAACUCUCCUACCCGCGCAAGGUUUGUCCCUCCGCGUCUCUGACAACGCUAUAUUCUCCCAUACUCUCCACCAAUACACUGGAGUGUACGUGUCUGGCGUGUACCGAAAGCGCGUCUCGCGGCGAGUUAUAAAAGCAAGAGUGUGCACAAGAGCGUAAUCUCGUCUGAGCGUAAACUCUGUUGAAACGGUUAAGAACGCGGCGGGAAGAGAAAAAAAAAAACAUCGUCGGAGACUGCGAGGAAGAAAGACAGAGAAAGAGUGAGAGAGAGAGAGAGAAAGGAGGGAAAGACGCGGAGAAAGAACCGCGUCCCGGGGCUUACCGUGUUCUCAUAGUGUUCGCGAAUCGUUAAGGAGGAGGCCUUCACGCGGAAGGAUCGCCGCAUCAAAAAUACUACGGAGAUAUCAUGCGUCGGCUUAGCAUGAAAAACAAGCGUAGAAAGUCCGAGACUACGAGCAACAGCGAGUCGGAGGAAAAUGGCGGCACGCGCGCAGCCACCGAGAACGCUGGUAAUGGCGAGACGCAGGCCGGCAGGAACAACAACUUGUCCGCCAUGAAUAGAGGCGCCUCGAAGAGACGCUCGCUACGCGGCGCACAGAUGCAAAAGUCGACGGCGCACGCGGACGACAGCGUCGCGACGGACGGUUCCGAGGCGGAGAAGGAGCGGGAAAACGGCGAGAAGUCCGCUGCCGGUCAAAAGUCCUCGCCUAACAAACGCAGACGGACAGAGAAUCAAAAAGCGUCCACGUCGGCCCGCGAGGUGGACAAGUCCGGCGCCGACAUCGAAUACGAGGUAGAAAAACUUCUCGAAGUUCGUGCUAGUAAAGGAAACCGACAGUUUUUGGUACGAUGGAAGGGUUAUGGAGAAUCUGCUGAUACUUGGGAAAACGAGAAGGAUCUGAAUUGCCCUCAAUUAAUAGAAAAGUUUUUAGCUAAGGAAGAGGAACAGGAGACAAAAUCGCCAAAAACUGGAUCGACGAAAACAGACAAAUCGAAAAAGUCGAAAGGUUCUCCGAAAAAACAAAAUGAAAAUGACGAACAAAACAAUAAAGAUGAUAAAGAAACUUUGAAGGAAUUUGAGGUAGAAAAAAUAAUCGAGGUACGUUUUAAAAAGAAUGGCAUGAAAGAAUUUUUAAUCAGAUGGAAAGGAUUCAAUCCGGCUGACGAUACAUGGGAGCCCGAGAAGAAUCUGAAUUGUUCGGAACUUAUCGCUAAAUUUAUGCAGAAGGUGGAAAAAGCGAAGACUCAGGAAAUGCGCGAACUCAGGGCAAAUCGGGUGCAUACCAAACGAUACACAUUGUCGACAUGCGACCACGGGAGGAGAUUGUCAAAACGUAAUAAAGAUAAGCAAAGGACAACUUAUCACGAAUGCGAUGAAUAAAAAACGUCGUGGUCCCAGUAUCUGUAUUUUAUUCAAAGAAUUUACUUUAUUACUCAUAUAGUCUGUAGUUUUACAAGAGAGAGAAUUAAGAGCGUUUUGUGAGAGAAAGGAACCAAAAGAAAUAUAUCAAAACAUGAAUAAUUUGCUAUAUAUGAUACUAGAGAUUAUCACAGUACGUGAUAUAUACACAUCCUCUCUUUGAAGAGGUGAAGAGUCGUAUGAAUAAGACAGAUGUGUCUGUAGAUCAGUCCGUAUAUACGACAUGCUAUUUACACUUUUUUUUUUCUUCUUCAGAAACGCUUAUUAUUAUGUAUGAACUGCAUAUAGAUAAUUGAACAA